CGGAAGUGCUUUAACAUGAGGGACUUCCUUAGUAACCGUAAUGGCGCCGUAGCGACGCGUGUUGUUGGUUUAUUUUUUAAUUAUACGAAAAUAGUUCAACAAUUUUUUAUUUAGACAAUAAAACACGCCGUUUAACGAAAUAACGCGUACAAAUGGCGCUCUGACUCGCCGGGUAAAGUUAUCGGAUGCGCCGCUCUUGGGAAUGAAACAGUUGUGGAGGGACAUGCCGAUACCGAUGCGGAUGCCGAUACCGAUGCGGAUGCCGAGCCUCGUGCAGCUCGUCGUGGCCGUCGGUGUGCUUUGGCCGUUGUGUUCACAUUCCCAAAGCUUUACACAGCAGCCGCAGGAGGACUUGAGCGCUUCCCCUUCCACAGACGGCGUGAAUUCAACAGCAGACUCUACAAUGGACGCGAACGCAACCCGUUCCCCAGACAUCAACAAACCCAGAGGAACCACUGAGGAACCAGUCGCGUCUACGGUCCAAACCCUGAUCACUACACAGGUUUCUGAUGCUUGCACCUGCAACCUCGCUCCUGAUUUCUGCGACAUCGGCUGCUGCUGCGACGUUGUGGACUGCGGCGUCGCCGAUCUGAGUUCUGUGUUCGAGAACUGUAGGCGAGAAACAAGGGCCGGAUCAUGCGUCGAGAGCUGGCUGAUGUUCCGGGCCAAUGUGGAUCCUCAGCUGGUGACGGACAACGGUUCCAUGUUCUGUGUCCAAAGUGGGAACGGUCCAGAGAGCACAGCACAGAUUGCACCUGCUGCCUCUGAAGGGCCUUUCUCCAUCUUAUCUCCUCACUUCUCACCAGCAGGGGUCACCAGUACUCAGAAUUCGAGUGUGUAUAAGGUUGAUGAUGUCAUUCUGACCUACUACAACACCACAUCUGUAGUGAGCGUGCUCAGACAGCCGUCAUCGGGCAUGGGGUCUUCCACCUGUGUCGAGCGCAAUCCCGCAAAGUUCCUGCGCUCCGGCUCGUUGACGUGUUCACGAGUUGUGAGCGCUCAGUCGUGCAGAACAGACAGCAGCCUAAGUUUUCCUUCGUAUUUCACAGGAUUCAGUCUUCUGAGGGUUCCACGUCCGUCAGACAAGGACGUUUCGAAGAUGAUGAUUCCCAUCAUCCCGUUGGCCAACCAGCCCGAACUCACUGAGCACGAAACGUCCUGUAUGAAUGUGGUGACAAAGGUGGAAUACGUGAUCACGUACAGUAGCACAGGAGAAAUCACAGCCGCGACGGUGAGCGGCAGCAUGACGAAUGCUAGUUUCGGCACGCAGAUACUGCAAGAACACGCUGUGCAGUUUCAGUUGGCCACGCCCUCAUUAUCGCCUCCAGAAGUGCCAAUGGUCGGUUUGGAGGUCGGGACUCCAGUGAUUGGCUGGUUUGGUGGAAAACCUGGGCCUCUGACGAUCCCUGGGCUUUCCGUCGGAGAAUGCGACCUCACCAACCAAGCCCCAGUCCUCUUCACCCAUAACACCUUCACCGGCUGCACCUUCAGGUCGAUGCCGGACCACUGCGCAUCACUGAGAGCUCGGAUCUACAGCGUGCUUCGCGGCACGGCGACCCCGGAUACAGUCGCCAUGACGGCGGGAUCGCAGCCGCAGCAAAGCCGGGUCGUCGUGCAAAACUGUCCGGAAACUUCUCCGGACGAGGCGUGCGAGACAGGAUGUCUGGUACCCGUCUCCCUAUCACUGAGGAUUCUCUGGGCUCGGACCGGAACGUUGGCUCUGCCCCAGAAUCACAUCCUGGGUGCCAAAUACGUCUUCAGCUGCAAAAUCCUGAAGUGUCCCGUCUUUUCCCAUCUUCCUCUGAGCACCGAGGUGAUUUUCUCUGAUGCUACCAUUUACCCAGAACCUCCCCGAGCCGAACCGCGGCCCGAGUGGAAGUUCCCAUUCGGGUUCUUCACCAGAGGGGCGGAAGAACUAGACCGUGGGUAGAGCACGAGAAAGCGGAGGACAAUUACUAUUUAUUAUUAGUGCUGAUAUGGUUCAGCAUUGAAACUGCGGAUUAAUUUAUUGCUUUUUUUUGUUUCAUGUACAAAAAUCUUUUAAUUAUUUUAAUUAUUUUUACUUUUUUUAUUUAAUAAAAACUUUUUUUUAGGAUUCUUUUUUUUUGGCAUUUAAAUUA
Molecule: messenger RNA, 2120 nt
Organism: Silurus meridionalis
Lineage: Eukaryota; Metazoa; Chordata; Actinopteri; Siluriformes; Siluridae
Product: tectonic-3-like
Exons: 14
Coding region: 203-1930 (575 amino acids)
Biological process (GO): cilium assembly; smoothened signaling pathway
Source: RefSeq, a predicted model, not a curated record